GCGAAUUUUUGGCAAUUAAAACGGACGUAAAACUUAAUAAGAAUAUCCAGGAAGAGUGCGUGCCAUUGAAGGAGUAGCAAGUACUUAGGAAUUGCUAAAACAGACGUCUCGAUUCUCGUACUUCUUGUGCCCGUGUGUCCCUGGGCCUGUUCUGUGCUGCGAGCUGAGCUGCGUGUGUGUUUGUGCGAGCGUGCGAGUAGUGCGGAAGAUACAAAACCGCAUCAGACGGGACUGUUUUUGCCGGAACAACGAGGUUUUGGCAUUGGUCAAACAUUUUGGACUUAAAGAUAAACCCGGCCAGGAGACAUGUCAUCGAUUGGUAACCAAUUGUUGGCCGAUUCGGCAUCCAGCAGUAGCUCGGAUGCCCCAUUGUGCAAAAAGCGAAGAGUUGAGGGAAAGGCUUCGGCCGAUGAUGCCGGCCCCGGCCGAGCAUCGAGCAGCGGCAACAACAACUACGAAAAUCACGACAAAGCAGCAGGCGCCGUUGACAUUUCAAACAAGAGCGAGACAACAACAGUGCAGCAGAUGGAAUUGUGUGUAUCGUCGUCUACCUCUGACACAUGUGCUGUGAAUGCGAUGGCAAAGUGUGGAAACGAAACCGGCAGAGCCGACGACGUCAGUACAUCGUCAGCAGUUCAGAAAGAAAGUAGUGGCAGCCCGAAGAAGGAGAGUAAGAAUUGUGUGGGAAACAACGACAUCGUAGCCUCCUCAGCAGCAGCAGCCGUCCGCACAGUCAGCUCCACCAACAACUCCAACGUCAGUUCCAGCAACAACACCACCCCCAGCAACAGUAACAGUAAUCGGCCUACAUCAGGAGGUAGUAUGGCUGCCAGCAACUCCAAUGCCGUCGCCGGCGGAGACAUCGAUGAGUCUCUGUACUCGCGCCAGCUAUAUGUGCUUGGACACGAUGCAAUGCGUCGCAUGGCCAACUCCGACAUACUCCUCUCCGGGCUUGGCGGCCUCGGUCUGGAGACGGCCAAGAAUGUGAUCUUGGGCGGUGUGAAAUCGAUCACCCUCCAUGACACAGCAACUUGUGGGCGGAAUGACUUGUCCUCCCAGUUCUACCUCACAGAGGCAGACAUUGGCAAGAACCGUGCCGAGGCAUCGUGCGCACAACUGGCGGAGCUGAAUAGCUAUGUGCGUACCCUGUCCCACACUGGACCUCUCACCGAGGAGUUUCUGCGUCAGUUCCGCGUCGUGGUGCUCACCAAUUCGGACGCCGCCGAGCAGGAGAGGAUUGGCAAGUUUGCCCACGAGAAUGACAUUGCCCUGAUAAUAGCCGACACUCGCGGCCUGUUCGCCAAGGUGUUCUGUGACUUUGGCGACUCGUUCACCAUAUACGACCAGGAUGGUGUCCAGCCCGUGUCGACGAUGAUCGCCAGCAUCACACACGAUGCCCAGGGAGUGGUGACCUGCCUGGAUGAGACCCGUCACGGCUUCAACGACGGCGACUAUGUGACCUUCUCUGAGGUCCAGGGCAUGCAGCAGCUGAACGGCUGCCAGCCCAUCAAGAUCACUGUCCUGGGACCGUACACCUUCAGCAUCGGCGACACCAGCAGCUAUGACGAAUACAAGAGCGGUGGCGUGGCCACGCAGGUGAAGAUGUCCAAGUCGAUUAGCUUCAAGUCUCUAGAGGAGGCCACCAAGGAGCCAGAGUUUUUGAUCUCGGACUUUGCCAAACUGGACGCACCAGCCAACCUGCACGUGGCCUUUAGGGCCCUCUCCAGCUACCAGAAGACCAAUGAAGGCGCUCUGCCCCGUCCCUGGAACGAGGCGGAUGCCAACUGCUUCCUGCAGCUCUGCAAGGAAAUCAAGAGCGAUGUGGACGAGAAGCUGGUGCUGCAGUUCGCCAAGAUAUGCGCGGGCAACACAUGCCCCAUGGAUGCUGCCAUUGGCGGUAUUGUGGCUCAGGAGGUCCUCAAGGCCUGCAGCGGCAAGUUCACUCCCAUCCAUCAGUGGUUCUACUAUGACGCAUUGGAGUGCCUGCCGGUUGCGGGUGUCACCGAGGAAGAUGCCCAGCCCGUAGGCUCCCGAUAUGAUGCACAGAUUGCCAUCUUUGGGCGCAAAUUCCAGGAGAAGCUGGCCGACGCCAAGUGGUUCAUUGUGGGUGCCGGCGCCAUUGGCUGUGAGCUGCUGAAGAACUUUGGCAUGCUCGGUCUGGGCGUGGGCAAGGGUCAGAUAUUCGUCACCGACAUGGACCUCAUAGAAAAAUCGAAUCUGAAUCGCCAGUUCCUGUUCCGCCCGCAUGACGUGCAGAAGCCCAAAGCGGUCACAGCCGCCGCUGCCAUUAAGCGCAUGAAUUCCGAUGUGAAUGUCACCGCAUAUGAGCUGCGCGUUGGCGCUGAGACUGAGAAGGUGUUCUCCGAGAGCUUCUUUGGCAAGCUGCACGGCGUGGCCAAUGCCCUGGACAAUGUGGAUGCCCGAAUUUACAUGGACCGCAAGUGCAUCUUUAAUCGCAUACCGCUGGUCGAGACUGGAACCCUCGGCACCUUGGGCAACGUCCAAGUGAUUGUGCCAUUUGCCACAGAGUCGUACAGUUCCUCGCAGGAUCCCCCCGAGAAGAGCAUACCCAUCUGCACGCUGAAGAACUUCCCGAAUGCCAUCGAGCAUACGCUCCAGUGGGCACGCGACGCCUUCGAGGGCGUCUUCAAGCAGUCGGCCGAGAAUGCGGCCCAGUACCUUGCCGAUCCACAAUUCACCGAGCGCAUCCUGAAGCUGCCCGGCAUUCAGCCCCUGGAGAUACUAGACUCCAUCAAGAAAGCCCUGAUCGAUGAUAAGCCCAAUAGCUUUGCCGAUUGUGUGGAGUGGGCCCGUCUCUACUGGGAGGACCAGUACGCGAAUCAGAUCAAACAGUUGCUCUUCAACUUCCCACCAGAUCAGGUCACCUCCAGUGGCCAGCCCUUCUGGUCCGGGCCCAAGCGCUGUCCCGAUCCCCUCGUCUUUGACAUAAACGAUCCAAUGCACUUGGAUUUCAUCUGUGCGGCAGCCAACCUGCGUGCCGAGGUCUAUGGCUUGACUCAGUUGCGCGAUCGCCAGGCCAUUGCUGAGCUGGUGAAGAAGGUUAAGGUGCCAGAGUUUGUGCCACGAUCUGGUGUCAAGAUUGAGACCAAUGAGGCAGCCGCUGCCGCCUCGGCCAAUCACUAUGACGACAAUGAGGUGGAUCAGGAUCGUGUGGACAAGAUCAUAACGGAGCUGCUGAAGAAGGCCGAGAAGCAAUCGAAGAUCACACCGCUGGAGUUUGAGAAGGACGACGACAACAACUUACACAUGGACUUCAUUGUGGCCUGCUCGAAUCUGCGUGCCACAAACUACAAAAUCCCACCGGCCGAUCGUCAUAAGUCGAAGCUGAUCGCCGGCAAGAUAAUACCGGCCAUUGCCACCACAACAUCAGUGCUGUCCGGCCUGGCUGUGCUCGAGGUGAUCAAGCUGAUUGGCGGACACUCGGAGUUGACUAGCUUCAAGAAUGCCUUCGUUAAUUUGGCUCUACCCUUCAUGGCCUUCUCGGAGCCCUUGCCCGCCAGCAAGCUGUCAUAUUACGGAAAGGAAUGGACGCUGUGGGAUCGCUUCGAGGUCACUGGCGAGCUGACGCUGCAGGAGUUCCUAAACUACUUCGAGGAAAAGGAGAAACUGAAGAUCACCAUGUUGUCGCAGGGCGUCUCCAUGCUGUAUUCCUUCUUCAUGCCCAAGACCAAGUGCUCGGAGCGCCUGCCGCUGCCCAUGUCCGAGGUGGUGCGCCGUGUCUCCAAGCGCCGCAUUGAGUCCCACGAGCGUUCGCUGGUCUUUGAGAUCUGCUGCAACGAUGUCGAUGGCGAGGAUGUGGAAGUGCCCUACGUCCGCUACACCCUGCCCUAAGAUGUGCCGGCGGUCCUCAAACCCAACAUACAUAUAUUGUUUUAAUUUAUAACGUAAACUAUUUAGAAUAUAUCCCGUUACCGAGGCCUGGCGUCCCCAACACACACAAACACAAACAAAA
Drosophila guanche is the source of this 3973-nucleotide messenger RNA. It is a transcript of the gene Uba1, whose product is annotated as ubiquitin-like modifier-activating enzyme 1. Gene Ontology annotation, molecular function: SUMO activating enzyme activity. The record is from RefSeq and is a predicted model, not a curated record. Gene Ontology annotation, cellular component: SUMO activating enzyme complex; cytoplasm. NCBI's taxonomy places the organism in Eukaryota, Metazoa, Arthropoda, Insecta, Diptera, Drosophilidae. The transcript has 4 exons. Gene Ontology annotation, biological process: protein sumoylation. The coding region runs from base 307 to 3852 and encodes 1181 amino acids.